This is a messenger RNA of Strigops habroptila (Kakapo), 2948 nucleotides long. RefSeq names its product cap methyltransferase 2 (gene CMTR2). Bases 280 to 2574 code for a protein of 764 amino acids. Gene Ontology annotation, biological process: 7-methylguanosine mRNA capping. Gene Ontology annotation, molecular function: methyltransferase cap1 activity. The record is from RefSeq and is a predicted model, not a curated record. NCBI's taxonomy places the organism in Eukaryota, Metazoa, Chordata, Aves, Psittaciformes, Psittacidae. The transcript has 2 exons. Gene Ontology annotation, cellular component: nucleus; cytoplasm.
UGUCGUGCUUUGGGUGAUGGCUUGUUCAGGGGUUUGCUGGUGUGAGCUCUUGGAUCGUGUUUAAAAACAAAGUAAAAGUGGUUUAGAGCACAGCAGUCUUCUGUGUUUCCCUCAGCUUUCCUCUUCUCCCCAGCAUCCUGUGAGAAACAAUGAGAUUAAAGUUGAAGAAUAUCUGUGUAAAGGAAAGUGAAACUAAGUAUGCUCAUUGAAAGGCAGUGGAAUUGUAGAAAUAAGAUGAAACGUCCGCGCUCAGAGAGAUGGUUGUAAAUCAAUCCAAGAAUGAACAAAUGUAAGAAGUCUUAUGUUAACCCGACUACAAACCUUGACAAGUUCAGUCCUGAAAUUCUUUCUGAAAUUGAGAAGCUCUUUGCGAAGAAGUUUACUUACACUAAGCCAGUGAAUAAUGAGUGGCAGCUUCCAGAUCCCAGUGAUGCUUUUACAUGUGAUCACAAGGAAUUCGACUCACUCCUGGCUCUGAAGGACUCCAUGAAUAAUGUGAAGAAUCAGCUCAGUGAUAAGAACCUGGAUGAAUGGCAUCAGCACACCUCGUUUACCAAUAAAGCAGGGAAAAUAGUUCCUCAUGUGAAGAAAUGGGUAAAUGCUGAGCUGUGUACGCAGGCAUGGUGCAAGUUCCAUGAGAUCCUAUGUAGUUUUCCUCUUCUCUCUGAAGAAGCUCUUCAGGAUGGAGAACUGAAUACUGUCCACCUCUGUGAAGCACCUGGAGCUUUUAUAGCCAGCCUCAACCACUACUUGAAAUCCCACCAUGUCCCGUGCAACUGGAAUUGGGUAGCGAAUACUCUAAACCCGUAUCAUGAAGCCAAUGACACCCUUAUGAUGAUUAUGGAUGACCGUCUCAUAGCAAAUACCUUGCCUUGGUGGUACUUUGGCCCAGAUAACACUGGUGAUGUGAUGACACUGAAACAUCUAACAGGACUUCAGAACUUUGUAAGUAACAUGGCCACAGUUCACUUGGUGACUGCUGAUGGCAGCUUUGAUUGCCAGGGGAAUCCGGGUGAACAGGAGGCUCUUGUCUCACCCCUUCAUUACUGUGAAACAGUCACUGCUUUAAUGAUCCUGGGCACUGGAGGGUCCUUUGUUUUGAAGAUGUUCACGCUGUUUGAACACUGUUCUACCAAUCUGCUCUUUCUGCUAAACUGCUCUUUUGAGGAGGUCCAUGUCUUUAAGCCAGCCACUAGCAAAGCUGGCAACUCAGAGGCCUAUGUGAUUUGUCUUCGUUACAUGGGCAGAGAGAGCAUCCAUCCGCUGCUUUCUAAGAUGAUACAGAACUUUGGAACGCAAAUGGUCAACAAAGCAGUUUUUCCCCAGCACGUGCUACCAGAAUCUUUCCUUAAAAUACAUGAAGAGUGUUGCAUGUUCUUCCACAAGUGCCAGGUAGAAGCUAUCUCUCAGAACAUCCGUCUCUUUGAGUGCAUGGGAGAAGUGGAGCAGACGAAGCUGAACAAGUUAAGAGAUUGUGCAGUGGGGUUCUUCAUGCAGAGACUUCGUCUGAAACCCAUUGCCAGAAAGAACUGGCUUGUCAGGAAACCUCAGACUGGUUGCAGUAUGAAUGCAAAAUGGAUUGGGCAAAGAAGCAAAUAUUUUAGUACGUACAAUGAAAGGAAGAUGCUGGAAACCCUCACGUGGAAUGAUAAAGUGGCAAAGGGCUAUUUUCAUCACUGGGCUGAAGAGCAUAGUUUAAAUAAUGCUGGGAAAACGUAUAUCCUGGAAGGAUUGUCUUCUGCCCUCGAGUGUAGCUUGUGGUACAUUUUGGAAGGAAAAAGACUACCAGUGGUAAAAUGUUCCCCGUUUUGUGAUGGUCAAAUCUUGGAAAAUCUGAACGAAGCACUGAACGCAUUGGUGGAGGGGAGUCUGAAGAGCAGACAGAUACUGCAGACGUGUCAGUCGUGUGAAGUGCUUCCUGGGGAACUGAUACUGGCAGAAGUGUCUGAUCUCUCCAGAUGUCACCAGGAAGAUCUAAAUGGAAGAUGUGGUGACCAAUUCAAGUGCCUUGUGGUAGACUUCCCAUCCCUCUGUGAUAUUGAAAGCCAGCCCCGUAUGGAAACGAAGCUCCUGGACUCGUCCACACUGCUGACAUUCAGCUUCUCUUUGCUUUAUGAUGGAGAACCAAAGUACCAGCAGCAGCUUUUGGAGUGUGUUCUGCAUUCGUUGGAUCAGCUGACAGUGGGAGAUGCAUUGAUUUUGCCUAUUCUCUCUUGUUUUACACGCUUCACAGCUGGCCUGGUCUUUAUAUUGCAUUGCUGCUUCAGAUGCAUCACAUUCGCUUGUCCAACCUGCCCCGAGGCCCUGAGGAGCAGCGCUGCUUUGCUGUGCAUUGGUUACCGAGGCCUCCCAAAUCCCGUUGUCCAAUAUCUGCAGCAUAUGAAGGAACUAAUGAGUUCUUUGCUUGACACAGACUCUCCCCAGCAAGUUUUGCAGUUUGUGCCCAUGGAGGUUCUCCUCCAGGGCAAGCUGUUGGAGUUCUUAUGGGAUUUAAACACAGCCAUUGCCAAGAGACAGCUCCACUUGAUUGUGGAUGCUAAGCAGCAGCAAAUGACUAGUGAUGUUUCACUUUAAAAUAACUCUAGAAUUGAGCAAGUCGCUGCUGCUAGACCUUGUUUUACAGGCAGGUAGAAGGUGUUAAAAACAUUGUUAAUGUGAAGGUGAUGUUACUGCAAAAACCUCUGGUAUGAUGUUGUUAGUGCUGGGAGGAUGUUUUGAGCUAUCAAUCCCGCUUGCACCACAUUAGCCUGUUGUACAGAAACCUGAGGCUUAAUCUCAGAUGUGGAGGACAUGGGAGGGACAGUGCUUGAAGUGGAGAAACUGUUUCUUCUCUGUCCCAGAUCUCCAUGAGCAAGUUUCUUUGAGUGACACCUAAGUCAGAACUGACUGUAGCAAUAGGACAAGGAGUAAUGGGUUCAAACUAAAACAGAAGUUCAUGUAAGAUAUAA